Molecule: messenger RNA, 3708 nt
Organism: Conger conger (European conger)
Lineage: Eukaryota; Metazoa; Chordata; Actinopteri; Anguilliformes; Congridae
Gene: plekho2
Product: pleckstrin homology domain containing, family O member 2
Exons: 6
Coding region: 159-2276 (705 amino acids)
Biological process (GO): macrophage apoptotic process
Source: RefSeq, a predicted model, not a curated record
AGGGGUUGAAACUUUUGCAGUUCCUAUUUUGCCCAUCCUCGCGUCAUGGUGGAUAUGAGAAAUUGGACUGAAAAUAGAAAAGAAUUUGUUUAUAUUGUGAAAUAAAAGGUCGCUCUUUCGUUAUUUUUUACUGGCAUAACGGAUUUUGUGUUUUUAUCAUGGAAGAUGGUGUGAAAGAGGACACAGCCAAGCCCAAAGAGGCAAAGUUCAUUGGGAAGGAGGGCUGGCUGAAGAAAUCCUCUGGGAGGUUCCUGGUGUCCUAUAAGGACCGCUAUAUCCAACUGGAAAAGACUGAGGUCGUGGUCUAUGAGAAUGAGGACUUAAAGAACUGCUUAGAGAGGGUGGACUUGGAGAACUACGACAAAUGCCAUGAAUUAAGGAGUGCAUUCAAGAAGAAGAACAGACUGGUUCUAAUACGAGCCCCACAGUGUGUGAAUAAGGUCCAGGAUAUCAAAAUUCAGGCACAAAAUCCUGAAGAGAAGGACGCCUGGAUUAAAGCCUUCACUGAUGGAAUCAGCAGAGCCAAAAACAAAAUCUUUGACGAGGUGACGGUUGAUGAAAGUAUUUCUUUAGAGCAUGUGACACGCACAAGACCCAAGGGAAACCAGGGCCGCAGACCGCCAACAAGGAUACACAUGAAGGAGGCUGCUAAUCUGUCAUCAGAUGGGAUUCUGAGAAUGGAUCUUGAUGAGUUUGACAACACACCCAAUGGUACACAUCUGGUCAACACUGAGGUAGACGCCUCUAAAGAAGCUGUGAAACCACCAAUGCCUCCAUCUAAGCUCAGUGAAAGCCCACAGGAAUCCCCCAAAGUGGAGCCCGCCCCUCCGAAAAAGAUCCUGAAGCCUCCCAUGCCACCCUCGAAAGAGAGCAAACCCAGCCCCCCAGGUGAAGGAGAGAUGCCGGAGGAGGUAGAACGUCCCACUCCAACACCUCCCAACAAAGCCAGUGAUUCUUCAGAAGAGCUUGAUAACACCCAGAUCACUGCAUCUCCAUCUCCAACACCAAUCCCCAUUCACCCCCCAAUGCCUCCGUCAAAAGACAAGAAACCUGCUCAAACAGUACAGUGGGAGAUUGUGCUGCCGUCCUGUGCUGUGAAAGAAGGUGAGGAAGAAAGUCCAGAGGAAAAAUUUUCUGAUGACCAAGGAAAAAAUGACUCAGAUGAAUUGGGAAGCGUGGGAGAUUCUGCUCCCCCUCCUGCGACCACGGCCUUCAAAGCACCAGAGGCUAAGCUUAGUUCUGCUGUCACUGAGGAGUCUGAUGAAACCUCUGCUGAAGACAGCAGUGUGGCACUGGAGGCAGAAGGCAAUCCAGCAGCUGCUAUAUCCUUAAGUGCAGACACUCCAAGGCCAGCUGUACCUCUUACAAAGUCCGCAGAGCCAUCUCCUCAACCAGCGAAAAAGAACCCCGGCCCACCGGCGCCUCGCAAGAAAAAACCUCUCAACCGCCCUGAAGGCAAUCAGCCACGUGAUCUCAAGGACAUAUCAGCUGAAGGUCCCAUUUCUGCAGAAUCAAAGGAUACAAGUCCACCCAAUGAAAGUCUUCAUUCCUUAGUCGUUUCAGAUCCAUCCGAGCAUAAAGAUGGUCUAACUCCAACUGCUGAGCCUAAGAACAAGAUGGCAGCUCCGUCUAAUGGGGAUACAGCUGAUGUCACAGUGUUGCCUGAUCACCAUGUGCAGAAAAGGACACAGGAGGAGUCCAGCGAUGAUGACCCCCAGCGUGGUGACGGCAGCGGAGCUUCACCCUUCAGCGGCCGGGAGCCGGUGCGUGAUGAUGGCCGUGAAGCUGAAGCAGAACCUGCUGAGGGCCACGUGUCUCAGGAGGCCAAAGCCGUCACGGGCGCAACCAGCCCGGCACAGAUGCUGCAGCAGGUGCAGACUAGGCAAAGCAAUGAGCUGAACCGCCCUGCCAAACCACGCAAACCAUCGAUGGGGAAGUCUGCCUCCAUGGGAGACCUGCUCUCUGAGUCAGCAGUGCCGGAGAGGGAAUGGGCUCUCCAGGAAAUCUCCAGAACAUCCCCAAGAAAUGACACAAAUGAGCUGCAUAAUAAAGUGGCCCUGGAACUUGAGGACACUGAAGAGCUCCUUGAUACUCUGUCCUCCGAACGAGAGACGGAGGGCUCCCUGGGUGCCAAGGGGGAGCCGAAGGAUCUUUCGCCAGAACAGCUGCUGACCAGGGCUGUGGAGAAGCUCAGGAAAGCAGACCACUUCUUGCGAGUGGCUACGAGUUUGAAACAGGCCAAUCCCUUGGAGAAAAAGCACAGAAUUAGCUGGUGACCGCAGAUAAAAUGAAACAUGACAGCGGAAUUAAUGACCCUCAAAUGAGCUACGCGUGCACACACACACACACACACACAAUGGCAAAGCAAGGUUAUCCUAUGUAAAACUGCUGAGAAAAUAUGCAACAUAUGCAAGUAUUGUGUUCCUUAUAAAGUGCAAUUAUUUCCACUCAGCAAUUUAUAAUGGAGAGGUCACUCAUUAACAAAUGCUCUACUGUAUCAGGUUGUUUGGAUCAUCACACUCCAAUGAUAAUGGCUUCAGCUUAAUGUAAUACCUGAAAUACAUACAUACAGCAAGAUCAUCUCUGAAGAAUGAUUUAAUUGAGGUUUACAUUCAGAAUUAAUUAAAUGAAAAACCUCUUUAUACUUUUUAGUUCAUUCUGUUUGUCACCAUUUUAUUAUCGAGAAUGCAGACUAUGACUAUGAUAGUAAAUGGGUAAAUUUAGGCCUUUAAAAUCUUACAUUUCCGGUUAUUCUGUGAAGCAUUUCUAUUGUUUUUUAAGUACUUUGUAACACCACCUAUUUUGGAAGAAGCAUAAAUAUAUAGAGUUGCCUCAUGUACAUACAUUUUACUGACAAUUGGAGGUUUAACUGUCCUGAUUGCACAUUGAUUAGGUAAAUUUGUUAAACACAGUGGUCUUCCCAUUUACCAUUGUAAUAGUUAAACUACUCUGCUCUGCUCUUAAUGAGUGCUGAAAACACAGUUUAGUGUGUCUUUUUUCAACCAUCUCAGAAGUCAUCCUCAGUGAUAAUAAUGUCAGACAUUAUCUGUGGUCAUUUAUUUUUGCUUAAUUUUAAUACUGAUUGUGUGUUUGGACAAAGAGCUGUCCUGCUAGUUAAUCCUGUUGAAUAAUUUUGAGGGAAAAUUGUUAAUUACUGUCUCAUGUUCUAAUAUUUUACUUUCUAAUAUUUUCCAGUUCAGCCUAUGACAUGGUGCCUAAGCGUAAAUGUGCAAGAUGUGUAAGAUUUGUUUUUCAAUCCUUUAAAAAAAACAAAAAACUUUUUUAAAAUUUAGCUAGGAUUAGUUUAUUCAUUAAUCAGAUUCUAGCCUAUUGAAGAAGUGAUUUGAAUAACAAUUUUUGUAGUCAAAAAGACUGUUACUGAGAAACUAGCGAUCAGGCUGUUUUGCACUUUCAGUAUGGACUUUGUAGUGUUGUGAGAUAUGUGCCUUGAGCUGUUAUUUUUAACAUUCCAGUUCACAAAUUAGAAACCAAUUUAUAAAUAGUGCACAGGAACUAACUAUUUCCUGAGUGAGUUGCAGCUCACAUCACUUAUUGAAAGGUAUAUAAAGAUGAAGGAACUGCAUACAUGCCUUUAUGCCUGUUACACUUACAUUUACAUGUACAGUAUGUGUAUUUAUGUAAUUGUUUUCUAACAUAUUUGUCUGUUUUGUGGCCAAUUAAAAAAGGAUGUAAUCCAUUUUUAACAAA